Penicillium verrucosum is the source of this 477-nucleotide messenger RNA. Its product is annotated as 60S ribosomal protein eL24. Gene Ontology annotation, cellular component: cytosolic large ribosomal subunit. NCBI's taxonomy places the organism in Eukaryota, Fungi, Ascomycota, Eurotiomycetes, Eurotiales, Aspergillaceae. Bases 1 to 477 code for a protein of 158 amino acids. Gene Ontology annotation, biological process: cytoplasmic translation. The record is from RefSeq and is a predicted model, not a curated record. Gene Ontology annotation, molecular function: structural constituent of ribosome; mRNA binding. The transcript has 3 exons.
AUGCGUACUUACGACGACGCCUUCAGCGGCCAGAAGAUCUACCCUGGCAAGGGCAAGCUGUUCGUCCGUGGCGACAGCAAGAUCUUCCGCUUCCAGCGUGGAAAGUCCGAGUCCCUUUUCCUUCAGCGCAAGAACCCCCGCCGCAUCGCAUGGACUGUUCUCUUCCGUCGCCAGCACCGCAAGGGUAUCUCUGAGGAGGUCGCCAAGAAGCGCACCCGCCGUGUUGUCAAGAACCAGCGUGGCAUCGUUGGUGCUUCCCUCGAUGUGAUCAAGGAGCGCCGCUCCCAGCGCCCCGAGGCCCGUGAGGCUGCUCGCAAGCAGGCCAUCAAGGACGCCAAGGAGAAGAAGGCUGCUUCCGCCAGCGCCAAGAAGGCUGAGAAGGCCAAGACCGCCGCCGCCAAGGGCGGUGCUCAGCGCAUCCAGAGCAAGCAGGGUGCUAAGGGCUCUGCUCCCAAGGUCGCCGCCAAGUCCCGCUAA